AGGACUUUUUUGGUAAUAAAAUUUGAUGCGGAUGACCAAGACGACUACUAGCUAGUUCAGACUCGCGCACUGAUCAGUGUGGAAGUCGUUGCUUCGUUCGCGUAUGUCAUAGUCUCAAUUCUCAUCUAUUAUUCUCAAUCUCAAUUCUCAAAUCUCUAACCGACGCUUUUCCGCGUCGAAGUCGUAAAUGCGAUUUGUAUUUCCCUUCAAAUUUUCUGAUUCAUAGCUGCAGAAAUGGCCAGUAACCUACCAAAAUUACUCUUACUGUUUUACGCUAUUUCGAUCUGCAACGCCGUCACCAUUCCCGCUCCAAUCUCUGAUUCUCAUCGUUCCGCUGCUUUAGAGAUUUUCGAUGCUUCCUCUUCCAGUUUAGAAGACGCAUAUGAGGCUUUGAAAGUUUUUGAGAUUCUUGCGAUUGAGAAUAAGCCUGAUGUGAGUGCAACCACUUGUCAGAAGGUAGUGGAAAAUCUUGGGCCGUCCUCUCGUCUGAAGGAUUUGUUCUUUGCCUUAAAGGUCGAUGGCAUAUUGAAAUGCAAGGUUGAUAGGGCUGUUUUUCAGGAUAUUGCUUCAAGACUUAAAGCUACCGUCAAUGAUGCAACUACUUUGGUCGACAUGUACUAUACAAUUGGAAGUUUGGUUCUUAUAAAGGAUCAGGCACCUGAUGUUGAUGUGCUUCUUGCUGAUGCUGAUGGGAUUUUCCAUUCAAUAAAGGCGUUGAGCCAAAGUGAUGGAAGAUGGCGCUACAGUUCUGAUAAUCCAGAGUCUAGUACCUCUGCUGCUGGAUUAGCACUUGAAGCACUAGCCGGAGUGAUCUCAUUAGCAUCUUCUGAAAUUGAUCAGUCUAGGGUAAAUACGGUGAAAAGUGAUAUACUGAAGCUUUUUGACAGCAUCCAGAAAUAUGGUAUGGACGAUGGAACAUUUUAUUUUGAUGAGAAGUUUGGUGGUGGUCGCGAGCAUCAGGGUUCUCUUACCACAACUUCUUCAGUUAUUCGAGGGGUUACAUCAUUUGCUGCUGUAACUUCUGGAAAAAUCGAUCUUCCAGGGGAUAAAAUAUUGGGUCUAGCAAACUUUUUUCUAGCCAUUGGAGUCCCAGGAAGUGCCAAGGACUUCUUCAAUCAAGUUGAAUCAUUAGCUCUUCUGGAGAGCAAAAGGGUUCCCAUCCCAUUGGUGCUGUCACUUCCUGCAACAGUCUAUUCAUUGUCCAAAGAAGAUCAGCUUAAGGUUAGGGUGAAUACAGUACUUGGUUCAGCCGCACCACCUCUAACAGUUAAGCUUGUCCGAGCUUUUCACACUGACGCCAAAGGUUCGGCCAUUAUUGCAGACAAGGAGCUCCAGUAUGAUCAAAGUAGUGGACUUCAUGUCAUGGGUGUUUUCCCAGAUAAUGUCGAUGUGGGAACUUAUGUGUUUGUUUUUGAGAUGGUGCUUCAUGAUUCUGGUAGUGAAAAUAUUUAUGCUACUGGAGGGCAAAUUCAUGUGCCAAUAUAUGUCACUGGCAUUGCUGAAGUUAGCAACGCAGAGAUUGCAGUUCUUGACAGUGAUCUUGGAAGUGAUGCAACCCAAAAAAAGCUAGAUUUGGCUGGAACUGAUGUUGUUUCGCUCUCAGCUAACCACCUUCAAAAGUUGCGUUUUUCUUUCCAGUUGAUUACGCCUCGUGGCCAUGCCUUUAAGCCACGCCAGGUUUUGCUUAAGUUGAGGCACGAGAAAACGUAUGAACACAUCUUUGUGGUUGGAAAUACCGGCAAGAAGUUCGAGAUUAUUCUUGAUUUUCUUGGCUUGGUGGACAAGUUUUAUUAUCUCUCGGGCAGAUAUGACAUUGAGCUGACUGUUGGUGAUGCUGUCAUGGAGAACUCUUUCUUGCGGCCACUUGGUUUUGUAGAAUUAGAUCUUCCAGAAGCACCUGAGAAGGCAACACGUCUUCCUCCACUACCUGUUGAUCCUUACUCAAGAUAUGGGCCAAAGGCAGAGAUAGCUCACUUGUUUAGGGCUCCUGAAAAGCGACCACCGCAGAAUCUCUCUUUCGCUUUCUUAAUUCUGACUCUUUUGCCAUUCAUUGGCUUUUUGGUAGGGCUAUUACGCUUGGGGGUGAACUUCAAGAACUUUCCUUCUUCAGCAGUGCCCACUACAUAUGCCAUCCUAUUUCAUCUUGGCAUUGCCGCUGUUCUAUUGCUUUAUGUACUUUUCUGGUUGAAGCUGGACUUGUUCACGACACUCAAAGUUUUCGGGUUCUUGGGAGCUUUUCUGAUGUUAGUGGGUCAUAGAAUUCUUUCCCAUCUUGCUUCAACAUCAGCUAAGCUGAAGUCUGCAUGAGUAAAAGGAAGAUUGUCUAUUUAUAACGAGAUGGCAUAUUUAUAAAGCGAUGGCAUGAUUAUCUGAGUUUUUCACUAAAAGAAUGGUACUAAUCCAAUUUUGUAGGACCUUUGUUGUAGCCCGUUAUAAUUUAGAGAAUUCAAUCAUAUCGAAAAGAGAAAAGCUUUGUCUUGAUCUUACUUUAUCUUGAUGAAAGCCAUUACAACCGUGUUUUAGCAUAUCGCAGCUCUCCAUGAUAUGGUAGGCAUAGCUUCUUUAUUUAAUUUUUUCUAUACUUUUCUUUUCCUUUUAAACUCUUUCACAGUCCAAUAUCAUGUAUUCUCUAGCUACAUAUAGUCAGUAUUGGAUUCUAUAUAUCAUGAAGUGUUUUGGUAGUA
Molecule: messenger RNA, 2684 nt
Organism: Cicer arietinum (chickpea)
Lineage: Eukaryota; Viridiplantae; Streptophyta; Magnoliopsida; Fabales; Fabaceae
Product: dolichyl-diphosphooligosaccharide--protein glycosyltransferase subunit 2-like
Biological process (GO): protein N-linked glycosylation
Cellular component (GO): oligosaccharyltransferase complex; membrane
Source: RefSeq, a predicted model, not a curated record